Molecule: messenger RNA, 2004 nt
Organism: Penicillium samsonianum
Lineage: Eukaryota; Fungi; Ascomycota; Eurotiomycetes; Eurotiales; Aspergillaceae
Exons: 2
Coding region: 1-2004 (667 amino acids)
Source: RefSeq, a predicted model, not a curated record
AUGAGCUCCUCCACCAACCAACAUCUCCCCACAACCUCCUCAGAUCUACCCUCCCAGCAAACAGCGACUGCCCCCCACCUUGACCCGAAUGCGCAACUGGCCAACAACGGAUAUGCACCCAAUGACAACCAGCUCGCGGGAUUAGUCGAGGCAGCCACAGCCGCCGCAGACCAAGAUGUCUCGCAAUGGGCUGCUGCUGCCGCAGUCGCUGCAGCAGCCGGUGCAGCCGGCCAUCACCACCAGCUGGAUUCAUACACAGACAUGGAUCUCUCCGAGAACGGGUUCGGCGACGCGAACUUCGGAACUGGCAUGAGCAGUGGAAGACACAUGAGAGUACCUAGUCACACCGACCAUUCCCAAUCCUCGGGGCUCACACGAACGGCGACGAAAAAGCGCAAGCGAAAUGACGAUAAUCUCGACCCAGCCUUGGCUGGCGCGGGUCUCUCUGCCGCGCAGCAUCAGUCGCAUUCCGCACAGCAAACGCCCCAUGGCUAUACCGGAGACGGUAUGGACAUUCGCCCCGAGCAGCAGCAGUCCCUGUCAGAUGCUCGUGCGGUGGGUAUUCAUUCUGCGGCGGCGCUGUUCCGCCAGCCUUCUGGCAAUAAGAAGUACACCCGGCCUCCCAUCUCAAAGAUGUUUUCGUCCCUUGAGAUCUCCCCGGAGAACUUUUUGCAUCUCCAGGCUGCUGCCAAGAAUUACAUGCUGAACGAUGAACACCCUGAAAGGCGGGAUUGUGUUGGUCAGCGUGGAAAGGGAGAUACGGAAAUGGUCAAGCUUCGCCUUUGGAACUGUGUUCGUCAAUUCCUCGAAGCCGAGGGAAAUGGUGAACGGUUUUUCGGGGAGAAUGUCGUUAAUGAGGGCAUGGGCCCGAGAGCCUACAUCUGGCCGCGUGACCAACACAAGAUCAUCUCAUUGGUCAUUCCUUUGCUCAGACGGAUGGUCACCAACGAAAGGCAACGCCAAUACGCAAUUGAGACCCGCAAAGGAGGUGGUGCUGAAGAACGCCGCCGCCGUAAAACGGAAGAUUUCUCGAAUCUGAAUAGCCCGCGCUUCUCUCCAGAACAGCAUCUCCAAAUUCAAAAUCAGACGUCCCAUCGCGAUGAUCUGUCACAGUCAAUGCCCCCUCCUCCACAGCCGAUGCAGCAAUCAGCAAUGGAUCCGUCCCAGCCUGUGGACAUCGGUCUGACCGACCUCCUCCUAGAUGGAUACACAGUCGACUGGGAAGAGAUCGGCCGAUGCUAUGAUACGUACAAUGAGAACUUCGAGCUCGAUAACCUAUGGUCCCUCUCCGGUCUCCAGCAACCCGAUUGGCGUGGACUCGUCGCCGCAGUCGACAGCCAUUACCAAGUCGUCCACAACGGAAACUCCGACUGCCCACCGGGCUGUGAAGACCACAAUAUCAACCGCAUCAUCCAUGCGGACACCGCCUCAGGUCUCCAAUGGCGCAUUGGCGGAGGCCGCAACCUCCCAGCCCGAGACGAAUUCGCAAGCAGCAUCACCCGCGACGUGUCUCGCAUUAUCCGCGAGAACAUCGCCUCCCGACAAGGCCAUCCUGCCCAAGCACCCGACCCCCACUUCCACCAACCCUUCACUCCUCUCCCAGAAUCUACGCCAACGGCCAACACAACCACCCCCUGUCAGAGCCAAGGCCAAACCUCCCUCCGCGUCAAUAUCCUGCAAAACGGAAAGCGCAUCCUCCCCAGAUUCGACCUGCCGGCGGGCCAGUGCCCCAACAUCGACACGGUCAAGCAGGCAAUUCUCCGUCGAUACCCGGGCCAAAUCCCCGGUUUGCAGACAUUCCCGGGCGCCAACGCUACUGCGCAUGAAGCUCGCGAGUCUGCUGUUGUGGAUGGGUGGAAGGUCAAGGUCUGGUUGCCGGAUGGACUGCUACCUGUGCAGAGCCAGAAGGAUUGGACUAUUGCUGUGCUUUCGGCUGAUGCUGUUGAUUGGAUGGAUGGGGAGUUGAAGAUUCUUGUUGAGGUUGAUGAAGGGGAUGGGCAGUAG